AUGAUCUUGAAGUGCAUCACGAACUGGCACGCUGACGCCACGGAGGCUGAAACUUUGGAGGAAUCUGUGCUGCAAACAACAACAAAGUCAGUAAGAACGGAUGCGGCGACUCGUGGUAUCGAGAAGCGACUAGGCAUCUUGCCUGAAGAUCAUCCAUGGGAUGAAGUCGGCCUUGGAAUAGUAGAUCCAGUGUUAGGACCACGCGAGCAAUACCACGGAGAGCCUUCCAAGGAUGAGCGCUUAUUGAAUCACACCGAGGAAGCCUAUGCGUUGAUGGAAGCAAAAGAGAUUGGAACUGUCACAUUGAUGGGACCCCCGAAAGAAUACUACGGCGCAUCCGAUCGAGAUCGAUUCGCCUACAUGGUGCACGAAGCCGUGUCGCUGUUGCACAAGCAUGGAUUCUCCACAAACAUGACCACGCUUCGUCAUCAGGCAAAGAUGAAUGGAAAAAAGAGCAAAAGGCAGGACAACCAGUAUCAUCGAGUGCCGGGAAUUCUGGGGUUUCUUUUGAACGACAUGACUGCCACAACCAAGAUAGCCAUAUUUGAACCUGAACACGACGAACUCUUUGCUUACCUUGGCUUUAUGACUUACAAGCAACCGUGGUUGAAGAUCUGCUGUCGUUCAUAUUUGCCGGAACAUGCACAAGUAAUUGAUCUCUUGCGGUUGAUCCUUUCGAAGCGGUUCAUCCUAGUCUCAAUUCCCCACGGAAGCAAGGUUACAGUGUUUCAUCCAUUGAAGAAACAACCAACAAAGGAAGGAACCGAAAUUAGUCUGGGAGAAAGCAAUGGCCUCGUCAUCAAGCGGACAACUGGCGUGGCGGGAAGUACUUCCGCGAAGGAAAGGCUCUGGACUAUGUUUGUUCUGCAAAAGGACCAAACUGUGAUUGCGAAAGCUCUGUGGUCCUACGCAUGCCAAGGGUUGGACUUGGCAGGGCCCACGAUGGAAAUGUUUGAGACCAUGCCAUGCAUAUGUGACUCGGCAAUGGUGCCUGGAUUUCUUCGUCACAUGGAGGAUUACAUGAUACAAACCUGUUCUCCCCUGGUUGCGUUUCAUCUGAGGUUUUGUCGUGUUGAGGAUCAAUCCGACGUCUCCAGGUGGUUUUCACAACGAGGCUACGCUCAGUCGAAACAGGUUGAAGCCUAUCUACACAAGGCCUUCGUUGUGUUCUAG
Seminavis robusta is the source of this 1173-nucleotide messenger RNA. Lineage: Eukaryota; Bacillariophyta; Bacillariophyceae; Naviculales; Naviculaceae. The record is from the annotation of a GenBank genome assembly.